Suillus clintonianus is the source of this 550-nucleotide messenger RNA. RefSeq lists its product as uncharacterized. Gene Ontology annotation, molecular function: protein binding. The transcript has a single exon. The coding region runs from base 147 to 386 and encodes 79 amino acids. The record is from RefSeq and is a predicted model, not a curated record. NCBI's taxonomy places the organism in Eukaryota, Fungi, Basidiomycota, Agaricomycetes, Boletales, Suillaceae.
CGACUACAAUAUAUACUACCUGCCUAUGCUCGAUCUUGCUGAGACACCUAACGGGAACGUCAUCCUUGCUGCGUCCACGGACCUCACCGUAUCUAUCUUCGACCUCCGCGUUUCAUCCCUCUCAAGUCUCGUCCUCUACAGGCAUCAUGAUGCACCCCGUGACUCCAUCCUGCAUCGCCACAUCUGAAAGUGGGAAGCAGCAGGUGGUGACUGGCGGCUAUGAUGGCGUUGCACUGCUAUGGAACCCGCGGGGCACGAAAGGUGCUGUGACCGGUUUCAGGGCAUGGGAUGAGGUGAAGGUGCUUGCGGUGGAUUGGGUUGAGGAUGUGGUGGGCAUCGGAGGCAAGGGCGGUAUGGAGGUAUGGAGAAUGGCUGGGGGAUCCUAGGUUUGGUUAAAAUCCAAUCGUCUUGAGUCAGAUCGAGUCGCCUUGACCUCAACACUUUGAGUCCAGAUAUCCGCAAAAGCUAGCGCAAAAUCCAAAAUUCGUCAGGAUUCAAAAUUAAAACAUAUGUACAUGAGUACUUAAUCCAUUCUUGUCGUUCUCCCAUC